AUGAUACGCUGGAUUCCUGUUAAAAUUCCAUAUGUGAUUAUGUCCGGUGGAACUUCUUCCCUUAUCUUUCUGGUUUUAUUGUUAUCAUUUACUAGGCAAUUUAUUAAUUCAGAGCCAUUCAUAUUAUUACCGCCACCGGCAUAUAUAUUCUCUGGGAAUUCUGAUUUUAAUUUGAGCCAACAAAAUCGGAUGACAACUUUUGCUUAUGAUAUCGAUCAGACAUCAAAUUCGGCAUCAGAUAAUCCAUUUACUUCAACAUUUCAAAAAUCGUCAUCAAUACCUGUACACUACGGUAGCAAACAACCACCGAUUCUUACUUCUACAAAGUCAAUGAAAUACCGAGGACAAGAAGAAUUAAAAAACAAUUUCUACAAAGAGCCAAACAUUGUCAAUGUGAAUGACGAAAUGUCAACAAAUGAAGCAAUAUUUCAUUCUUUUCGAGAUGACAAUUUUGAUGAAAAGUAUCGAAGAAUUAAUGAAACUUAUUUUUCGGAAGGAAUCACAUCGGAAGUAAAGACUCUUCAUAGGCCUUACAUUCAGGUAUGUCAACUUCCUUGCAUUCCUUGCAUCCUUGCUAUUUUCUCCAUCUCUCACAUAGAAUAA
This is a messenger RNA of Loa loa (African eye worm), 603 nucleotides long. RefSeq lists its product as hypothetical. The coding region runs from base 1 to 603 and encodes 200 amino acids. Lineage: Eukaryota; Metazoa; Nematoda; Chromadorea; Rhabditida; Onchocercidae. The record is from RefSeq and is a predicted model, not a curated record. The transcript is spliced from 4 exons.